Protobothrops mucrosquamatus (brown spotted pit viper) is the source of this 1719-nucleotide messenger RNA. It is a transcript of the gene BID, whose product is annotated as BH3 interacting domain death agonist. Gene Ontology annotation, biological process: apoptotic mitochondrial changes; positive regulation of release of cytochrome c from mitochondria; positive regulation of intrinsic apoptotic signaling pathway. Lineage: Eukaryota; Metazoa; Chordata; Lepidosauria; Squamata; Viperidae. Bases 64 to 555 code for a protein of 163 amino acids. Gene Ontology annotation, cellular component: cytosol; cytoplasm; mitochondrion. The transcript has 5 exons. The record is from RefSeq and is a predicted model, not a curated record.
GAUAGAUGAUAUACGGCUUCUGCAAAUCAAAGAUAAUCCAGUUGCCUUGUUUCAGCAGCUACAAUGAAUCAGAGUGACCAUUAUGGUAAUACAGAAGUCACCUGUAUUGUUCUCUACUCUUUCCUGGAAAAUUCCUCCGAUGUUGCUUUUGCUUCCAAACUUUCUAGUUUGAAAAAACAAUUGUUGGCACCAAAGCAGUCUUAUAAGGCCGAUGAGGAAAUUUUCCGGAAAAUAGGAGCACGAUUGGCUGUAAUGGGCGAUAAACUGGCUGCUGAGAUUGAGCCCUCAUUUGUGCAGAACCUGGCACAACAAUUCAGGGUGGAAAAUGUGCCCAGUCAGCGGAUCCAGCAUCUGUCUCUAGCAGUGCAGAACGUCAUGGCAAGGAUGCCUCGGGAAUUGGAAGUGGAAAAAGCCAUGUUAGUGGCUGCAAUGCUUUUGGCCAAGAAAGUAGCCAAUGUAGUCCCUGAGAUCCUGCAGCAGGUGUUCAACACAACAGUGAACUAUAUUGACCAGAACCUCCACGAUUAUGUGAACAAUUUGGGACCUGAGAACUGAACAAAAGGAAUGCAUAUAUCUACAUGGAAGAAUUCAUUUUGUGUGUUUUUUUUAAAUUUUUACAAUUUAAGAAAAAUUGUGUCAUUUUGAUAUUUUUAAGACAUUUUUGAACUUUUUAUCUAUGUACUUCAUUACUCUACUUAGUUGACUGAAGUAUGAAUUGGCAGUUCUCAUUUUCUACUUGACAUCUUAGGUCAUUUUUUAUGCGCCUUGUAGGAGAAAAGCAAAGUGGAUUAUUAUUCUCAGGAUUGUGGUGUUGAUGGCAUCUCUCCUUGAAAAAAGGAACAGAAGCUAAUGACCACCUUACAAUAUCAUUAGACAGUGUGUCCUUCCAUUUGCUAUCUGAGAAUAUACUUGAUUUAUAAUUGUGAAUUUUUUUAAGAAAAGGCCAUGCAUGUUAAUCUGCUUCAUUUAUCUGCCAAUUAAAAAUUGCCAUAAUAUAAAGUCAAUUAAAAUAAGAGUAUUGUUUUUCAUAUUUAAUAUGAAAAAUGCAUGAGCCAGAAACAAUUGUUCUCAACUGAGACUGAUUCUCUCUACUACAGAUUUUGUAGACGUAUUAGGAAAGGGAAUUGCCUAUUUGCAAAUUGACCCUGUUGGAUACCAGUACAGUAAAGAUCAAUUAUAAUAUUUAUGAUUGGGUUUGGCCAUUGCUGGAAUACAGAUUUUAAUGGGGAGGGGGGAAGUGAUAGCCAUUGUACAAUUUUUAAAGAUUUGAUGAAGGUCUCUGUUUUAAAGUUGGGAACUAAGUCAGAAGUCAAAUUGUUUACAAAAACAUUACAUUUUAUAAAUUGACUUGAAAGGUUUAUAUGCUUGUUUAUCUUUGAUACUGUAAUUUAGACUGUUAAGAUAUUUGAAAAGUAAUCUGAAAAAUUCUAGCUUGUAGGUACUGGCAAGAGGGAUGGAAUCUCAGUUUAUUGGUUGAGAUAUUGGAUCAUUUGAAUGGACUCAACUCUAAAUAUUUAAAUGGAUAUGGCUGUCUCUUUGUGUGCUUUGAUUUUUCAGUUGUACAGGCUUUCUGGCCUGAGUAUGGAUUAUAUCUGAGAAAAACCAACUUGUGGAAGGCUACUACAUUAUACAGCCAUUCUUUUUCUACAGCUAAUAAAAUUUUAAAGUAGUAUAUGUUUUGCUCCAGCUAUUAAAAGUCCACACACUUUUUCUUCAAAA